Molecule: messenger RNA, 792 nt
Organism: Erythranthe guttata (spotted monkey flower)
Lineage: Eukaryota; Viridiplantae; Streptophyta; Magnoliopsida; Lamiales; Phrymaceae
Product: expansin-B4
Biological process (GO): sexual reproduction
Cellular component (GO): extracellular region
Source: RefSeq, a predicted model, not a curated record
AUGUUUACCUCUCACUUUUCUUCACCUCUCACAUUUCUAACCGUAACAGCUAUUUUAUUGCUUCAAACGAAUUAUUCCGUUUGUACGAACCCUAAUUCGUUUAAUGCUUCUCUCGGUGGUGGUUUCUCGUCUGCAAUAGCGACGUGGUACGGUAGCCCCGAAGGACCUGGAACUACCGGGGGAGCUUGUGGAUUUGGAGUUGAUGUGCAAAAUCCACCAUACAACAGUCUUGUAUCUGCAGGAAGCAACGAUAUAUACCUUAACGGAAAAGGCUGCGGUGCUUGUUAUCAGGUAAAAUGUACGGAAAAUUCAGCGUGCUCAGGGUUUCCAGUUACCGUAACAAUUACAGACCACUGUCCCAGUUGCCCUGGAGCUUUUCACUUCGAUUUGAGCGGAAAAGCUUUCGGGUAUUUAGCCAAACGUGGCCAAGCUGAUCAAUUACGAAAUGCUGGAGGUAUCAAUAUCCAAUAUCAAAGGGUAGCAUGCAACUACAAAACGGGCAUAUUGUUCAAGAUCGAUGCUGGUUCGACCGCUAAUUACAUGGCGUUUGCGAUUGAGCUUGUGAGCGGAGACGGUGAUAUCGGUGCUCUCCAGUUGUUGCCAUCGAAUACCGGAGCGAUUAACAUGCAGCAAUCAUGGGGUGCCACGUGGAAAGCAGAUUUGCCUAAUGGCACAAAAGGACCUUUUACGGUGAAAGUGACUACUAUUGAAUCAAGAAGAACUAUUACCGCCACCAAUGUUAUUCCCGCCAAUUGGAGCCCCGGCCAAUACUAUCACUCUGGCGCCAAUUAA